This is a messenger RNA of Anisakis simplex (herring worm), 456 nucleotides long. The record is from the annotation of a GenBank genome assembly. Lineage: Eukaryota; Metazoa; Nematoda; Chromadorea; Rhabditida; Anisakidae.
AUGCUCUUAAGACAUCCCAUGGCUGCAAGUACGUUGCACGAUAUGAAAGAAGGCACUCAUUUCCUUCCAGUUAUCGAAGAUAAUUCCGUAUCGCCGACCGACGUCACUAAGGUGAUAUUCUGCUCUGGUAAACACUACUAUGCACUACAAAAAGAACGCGAGACACGAGCUCUGAAAGAUGUCGCGAUCAUUCGCGUUGAAUUGCUCUGUCCAUUCCCCGUUGAAGCGCUACGAAUCGCUCAGUGCAAAUUCCCAUCUGCAAAAUCAUACGUUUGGUCACAAGAAGAACCACGGAAUGCUGGUGCAUGGAGUUUUAUGCAAGCACGCUUCUUGAAUGCACUCGGUAUUGGGCUGAAGUAUUGCGGACGAGCCGAACUGGCGUGGACAGCAACCCCGAUCGCAUCGUUGCAUGAAGCUGAAUUGAAGAAAGUUAUUGCUGAUACAUUUGCUGAUUGA